UGGGCAUGUGGAGGUUCUGUUUCGCUCGAGUCCUCACAAGUUUUGCUAGGGAUGGCGUUUGCUUCUGGUUUCCGUCGCGUUCUCAGUUGUCAGUCGACGCCUUCGUCUCUUCAGCGUUGGAGUUUUACUCCAAUACAUCUGUACACUUCCUUGACCACUCCAAAGCUCUUCGUCAGCGGUCUUGCAAGGCUUACCACAGAUGAAAAGCUGAAAGAGGCAUUCUCUCCAUUUGGUAAGCUUCUUGAAGCAAAUGUCAUCACAGACAGGGCCUCUGGAAGGUCAAAGGGGUUUGGCUUUGUAAGAUAUGCAACUAUAGAAGAAGCAGAGAAGGCUCGAGAAGGGAUGAAUGCCAAAUUCUUGGAUGGGUGGGUUAUUUUUGUUGAUCCUGCUAAACCAAGAGGGCCAAGGUCACCACGUAAGCCAGAAUCGGAGCCUUCAGAAACUGGUUUCAGGAUAAACAAAACAAUUGGAUGGUGCGGGUGAUUCUAUUCGUUGGAAGAAUUAUUUCUUGGAUUGUUUGGUUAGAAACACUUUGUUUGGAUGGUGGAUGAAAUGAAAAUCAAUGGAAGAAUCUCUUUUUUGUGAUCCUUGUUUUUACCUUUACCAUUAAUUGCUAUAGCUGCACUUGAUGUGGAACUGUGUAUUUGCAUCUUUCUUCGUGAAUUUUAAUAUUAAUAAAAGGGAAA
This is a messenger RNA of Telopea speciosissima, 686 nucleotides long. RefSeq names its product organelle RRM domain-containing protein 2, mitochondrial-like. The transcript is spliced from 4 exons. Gene Ontology annotation, molecular function: RNA binding. NCBI's taxonomy places the organism in Eukaryota, Viridiplantae, Streptophyta, Magnoliopsida, Proteales, Proteaceae. The record is from RefSeq and is a predicted model, not a curated record. Bases 52 to 483 code for a protein of 143 amino acids.